GAGCUCUAUGACAACAUCAGGGCUCCUCGAGUGGGAGUUCUCGUUGCCUUCGGACCAGAUAAUAUCGCACGGGUGGUACCACGGCGCGCUGAGCCGCGCGGCGGCCGAGAGCCUGCUGCAGCAGGACCGCGAGUUCCUGGUGCGCGACUCCUCGUCGCAGCCCGACAACUACGUGCUCAGCUGCCGCUCCAACGGCCAGCAUCUACACUUCGUCAUCCAGCGGAUUGUUGUACACCCAGAAACUGUCUACGAGAGAUACCAAUAUCAAUUUGAAGACGAAGCAUAUGAUACGGUUGCUGAUCUGAUUACGUCUUACGUGGGUUCUGGGAAGCCUAUAUCUGCAGCGUCAGGCGCGAGAAUACAGUACCCGGCUAACAGAGUAGUACCUUUGACUAACUAUAUACCCAACGAUGACGCCAACUCAGUUGUGUCCCCUGUGGGUGACGGAUCCGGCUAUGGCAACCCGUACAGCCUCUACAGUCAUUUCGCUUCCAAACCAGGAAUGCAAUUACGUGCGCCUUUCAAAAAGCAACGUUCCCAUUCGUUGACGCCUAUUGACAUGAGUCAGCAUGCGAAUCAAGCGAAGAGCGCCAGUGCAGAUGGGGUAAUUCAAAGCCAAACAAUGAAACAUGUCAAAAAUUUCCCGAGUGAAUCCAAUUCCUGUUCAGGCACCUGGGAUGUGAAUCUCCCUAUCAGCCCUCCCGCCAAGCCGGCCAGAUACGAUGGUCCCAAAUCGGACGAUAGACGAUUGGAAUUACAAAGACUGUACCACGUGUCAGGAUCAGACUCGGGAAAUGGCUCCGGGGACUCGACUCAAAGCUCAGCCCAUAGUGACCCGAACAAGUCGAGGAUAGACUCGGAUUACAAUGUAGUAACUCCAACGAUAAAACAGCAGUUCGACUACGAGCUGACGGAAGCACGGCUGUUGCAAUCCGAGAAUUUGGACUAUACCGUAGAUUCCCGAAUUAACCUUGAGAACUUCCAGUCACAAAUCAUAUUAUCAGGACUCUCAAAACCGCUGGAAUCUGAGACUUUGCACACAAUCAAGCUCUUAUUACGAACGUCAGGACCUCGCAUAUUGGCGAAUCAUAUGACAAAAGUGGACCUACACUUUUUGCUCGAUGAUGCGAUACAGAUCGAGGGUCUAGAGAAAACGGCAUCGGGCUUAGAAUUAUGUUUUCUACCUCAAGGAAGAUCACUGCGUUUGGAUGUCAUUGAAAGAAUUGAAACUUUUCGGCUUCUGAUAGCAGUGACGAUAUUGACUUGCCAAACGGACAGGCAAAGAGCCGAUACUAUCAACGAUUGGAUACUUCUCGCCGUCGAAACAAAAACUGCACUAGGGAAUCUGUACGGAUUUUCAGCCAUAAUGUUCGGACUGUGUAUGCCGCAGGUGGAGUGCUUAGAAAACGCAUGGAAUAUUUUACGGCGUGUUUACACAGACAAUGCCUUCAUGUUCGAAGCAAAGCUGCGUCCUUGUUUUAAAAGUAUGAACGAGGGCACAAACCCAUUGCCACCGAACACGACUACUCCGCACAUUCUGCCGCCGGUGCUAUGUUUUCAUUUAUUCGAUGGUGAGGGAGGCGGCCUGAUGCAACCGGACGAGUCAUUUCCGACGAGUCUGAUGAACAUCCUCGCCUUCGACUUCAACGCGACUGCAGCGCACCUGGAGUCCGCGCGCUACUUCCCGGACCAAGUGGACAUGUUCAAGAGGAACGCUAGGACCGUGGUGCAGGAGAUGUCUUCCCUGGGGCCCACCUUGGAUCCCACCCUACUAGAAUUAUUUAAAACUGAAUUUCACAUUAAUUUUCUUUGGGGCGAACGCGGGGCGUUAACCACUCCUAACCAGAGGUUUGCGCGGUUAACAGAUAUAUUAACGGCGAUGGCUAAUAAACUUGCUAACCAGCCGCCAGAGUGUGAUGGGGCUGUAUAAGCAGCGAAAGAUUGUAGACAACUUUUGUGAUCAGUGAUCAAAGGAACAUAAAUACUCUCUACCAUAUCAUCU
Messenger RNA from Cydia amplana, 2002 nucleotides. RefSeq names its product breast cancer anti-estrogen resistance protein 3 homolog. Gene Ontology annotation, biological process: small GTPase-mediated signal transduction; positive regulation of peptidyl-serine phosphorylation. Gene Ontology annotation, molecular function: guanyl-nucleotide exchange factor activity; phosphotyrosine residue binding. The record is from RefSeq and is a predicted model, not a curated record. The transcript has 5 exons. The coding region runs from base 8 to 1930 and encodes 640 amino acids. NCBI's taxonomy places the organism in Eukaryota, Metazoa, Arthropoda, Insecta, Lepidoptera, Tortricidae.